Messenger RNA from Peronospora matthiolae, 192 nucleotides. The record is from the annotation of a GenBank genome assembly. NCBI's taxonomy places the organism in Eukaryota, Oomycota, Peronosporomycetes, Peronosporales, Peronosporaceae.
AUGCGAUGCGCGGCGAAAGCUGCUGAGAAGACAGAUGCGCGUGUUAACGCAGCCGCUCUUGACGAUGCCCAGCCUCUGGCGGCAGAAGAUGCUUCGUAUGCUGCCACUGCAACUCUUCUGCAGCACCGGUUGCUGCAGAUGCACGUGGUGAGUCACUGCAUGCUAAUGAUGAUGGUUCCCAAGUCAAGCUAA